GUACAGUACAGUGCACUAGUAGAGACAGGGGAGGGGGAGGCGGGGGGAGAUCAAGUGUGACUGGCGCCGCGACCAGCUCACUGAGCGCGCGGGCCACCCGGACCUCUCGCACAGACCCUCCAGGUGGGGCUUGAAGCCAGGCGACGUGAACAUAGUGUUGACCGGGGGCAGCACUGAGCCUCAGCCGCAACCUCAAGUUCAGCCUCAGCCCGUCUACAGGAUUCAGAGCCUCGCGAAGAGAACUAGCGACUCCUGUUCGAUUGGUUACGACGAGGCCUACCAGGACAUGUACGGAGCGUCCGACCGGCUGCAGUACGGGGACUGCUUCGCCGACACCGCGCCCCCCGGCGCCCCCCCGGCCGACACCCCCGCGCCCCUCAGCAGCCUGGACGAGAGGAUCUCCCGCGCGCUGCAGGGCACCGUUCUCGGCGAAGUUGCCAAAGAAGUCACAUCGACUGCUGGAGAGGGCGAGGGUCGGGAGAGGGGCAUCCUCGUCACGAGGCCCCCCGCGGAGCCGGCCCGCGCCCCCAAGCGCGUGAGCUUCGCCGACGGCUACGAGCCCGGACAGGACUCCGACAUAGAGGAGCCUCCCGUCAAAAAGGCCCGCAGCAGGGCCCCCCCGGCGUCCCGGGGCUGCGCGUGGCCGUGCCCGGCGUGGCACCCCGACCACGUGCCGCUGUGGGACGCGCUGCCGCCCCCGCCGCCGCCCCCCGGCGACCCCCCGCCGCUGCAGCACCUCCUCGCCAAGUCGGCGCCCCCAACAGCUCGGCCUCCGCCCUUCAUGCCGCCGGAGCCCCCGCCGGGGAUCCUCUCCUUUUAAUUAGUUUCGAAAACAAUUAUAAUAAUUUAAUUAGCGCAUUGAUAUAAUUGAACAUUGUUUUUCAUUUUAAAAUGAACCUUAGUAUUUUGACACUAUUAGUUUAAUUUUAUUUUUCAUUUGCAUAAGAAAUUGAAAUGCCGAAAUAAAUAAAUAAAUAUCUACAUAAUAAGCGUUAGUUAAUUUUCGAAUUCAUAUUGAAGAAACAUGAGGUUUUUUUUUUAAGUCCUUGUAAAUUUACGUAUUCGACUUUAAGGUUAUACGCAGAAGGGUUAUAUUUGUAUAUUUCUCUUUGCUUUAAUGGCUUUACCGUUCUUCAGUUCAGUAAGUGGACUACUCUAGCUCGAACUGUUGUAGUUAUUGGGCGGGGAAUACGUGCUAUUGAUUAAGAUUAAAAUGAAUCAAAUAUUUUUAUAAAAUUGGUGAUGUAAUAUAUAUUUUUAGUAAAA
This is a messenger RNA of Bombyx mori (domestic silkworm), 1266 nucleotides long. Its product is annotated as basic proline-rich protein-like. Bases 287 to 820 code for a protein of 177 amino acids. The record is from RefSeq and is a predicted model, not a curated record. The transcript has 7 exons. NCBI's taxonomy places the organism in Eukaryota, Metazoa, Arthropoda, Insecta, Lepidoptera, Bombycidae.